This is a messenger RNA of Chrysemys picta bellii (western painted turtle), 6648 nucleotides long. It is a transcript of the gene ELMOD2, whose product is annotated as ELMO domain containing 2. Lineage: Eukaryota; Metazoa; Chordata; Testudines; Emydidae. Gene Ontology annotation, molecular function: GTPase activator activity. Gene Ontology annotation, cellular component: membrane. The record is from RefSeq and is a predicted model, not a curated record.
ACCCCCUCCCCUCCUUUCAGCGGACAUGGGGCGUUGUGUGCCCCCCGACACCUGUCCGGAUGAGCGAUAGGGCAACAGCCUCGCUUUCGAUCGGCCUCGCUACCUCUCCCCCCGCCCCUGCGCAUCUUCCUCGCUAAGGGGGCACUCAGCCUUUCAUUUCUGACAGAUGAAGAGUGUUCGCCACGUGAGAGGGAGCAGAUGUUACCAUCAUUAGCAGCUCAGCAAGAGCUUGCAGCCCAGACAGAUUGUACAAUUGUUUCUGUAGUGUCAGAUAACGAAUGCCCUGUGAUCAGUUGUCACUCUCUUUGCACAGAAAAUGUUUGUGUACUUAUGGAGAUACCUGUAUAGUAACUUCUUCCGGUUUUGGCUGAAAUGGAUCUUGAGGCAGCUCACUGGAAAAUGUGAAUUACAGCGUAUCUUUGGUAGCUCAAAGGAAGGUUCACAGCGGACGCUAAAGAUAGAGUACUCAUUGGGAUUAUCAAAGAGUAAGGUGUUAAGAAAUGCUGUACAUAUUGGUGAAGCUGAAGUGGAAAAAUGUGUCCUGGGUAUAAUGAAAGAAAAGAAGAUAAAUAUACAGAAGGAUACAGGUUUUAAGACAAGCCUGCAGGUAUGUUUGCUGCAGAUAUCUGGUUAUAAGAAACUUUAUUUGGAGGUGGAAAAUCUGAGGAAAGUUCCAUAUGAUUCAGAUACCGAAGAACAUGAAAAGCAACUAAUCCAGCUUUGGAAUUUGCUGAUGCCUCAUGAAAAUCUGAAGGCUAGAAUCACCAAGCAGUGGUGUGACAUUGGUUUCCAAGGUGAUGAUCCCAAAACAGACUUCAGAGGAAUGGGCAUGCUGGGAUUAGUCAAUCUGGUGUAUUUUAGUAAACAUUACACCAGUGAAGCUCGCCAGAUCCUCUCUCAUUCAAAUCAUACAAAAUUGGGAUAUUCCUAUGCAAUAGUUGGGAUCAAUUUGACAGAAAUGGCUUAUAGUUUACUAAAGAGUGGUGCUUUAAAGUCUCAUCUCUACAACUUGGUCCCUGGAUUGCCACAAAUGGAACACUUCCAUCAGUUUUAUUGUUAUCUGGUUUAUGAGUUUGACAAAUUUUGGUUUGAAGAAGAACCAGAAAGUAUUAUGCACUUCAACCACUAUAGGGAGAAAUUCCAUGAAAAAGUUAAAGGACUUCUUCUGGACUAUAACCUAGUACUAACCUUACAGAAUAUAAAGAAACCAUAGCCGCAUCUGCAAUCUACCCAGUUCUGCUCUUAAAAUGGAAUUAUGCAUUCUCAUGGAAUUCUCACACUUCACCAAAAAAUUUGUUUAAUGAUGUAACUUUUUAUACAUAUAUUUUUGAAAAAGCUCAAAUUCAGUUAUGAAAGCUUGGACAAUCAGCCACUGUUUACAGGUCUUAUAUGCUAUUCUCCAAAGGAAAACUUAAAAAAAAAUCCCAUAUUGAAUCUUUUGCCCUCACAACUUUCUUACACCUCUUGGUGCAGGAACAUGAAGUAGGUAUUUAUGCUGCACUAUGUUAUCUUCGUUAUGUAACCUAUUACUAGGUUCCUUUUCUACCAUUAACUGUUGAUUAGUUAUCUUUAAGAGGGGAAAUUGCUUUGGUUUUAGAUUUGUUUCUCAAGCCCUGUCCCCUUGUUGUUUAUCUGCACAUAGCUUGUGGUCCAUAAAAGUUUUAAACUUCUCUGUGUAAAGAGGUCCAUGAAGAUGAUGUAACAAUUAUUUGUGACUUGGAAGAAGAGGCUUCAUUUAUUUGUAUUUACACAUAAGAACAAACAUUGUUCUGGUUGAAAUGAUCCUCCCUCCAGGAAAUAAUUACCCACACCCCUGUGCCUGGAAGGAACUUCCCUCAAAAAUAAUAACAAAAUAGUGUAAGGCCAAAGUCCCUUUUAACAAGGAGAUCUUUCAUGUCACAUGCUGCCAUAAAUAUUUUCCAGCUCUCAAUCCAUCUCUUUUAGUUUGGGCUACAGUUUUUCAGGCUGACUUGAUUCUGUAUCUUUUUUUGGCCCAUUCUCUCUUCCCCCUCCCCCCCAAUGUUUUCUGAAUGGGGCGUAAUAUCUAGGAGAAUUACUUAACCUCUUUUUGUAGUUUCAUUAUUUCCCACAAAACUUCAUUGCUGCUGCAAUCCAUGAUUUGUGAAGGUAGCUGGAACUCUUCUUCACUUCAUCCAUACUUCCAAGGAAGUAGGGGUGCAACUUUCAUAGGAUAAAAGCAUGUUUCCAAAUUUGGGCAUUCUAGACAAUCCAGGCACUAGGAGUUGGUACCUAUAGCAGUUUGUGAUGACUAAGCAUUGUUUAAAAUGUUAAACAGGCUUGGCAUGUAACUUUUUUUUUUUUUAAAGCCUACUAUUUAAAUAAAGUGCCUUCUGCUAAAUUCAGUCACUGUUUAAUUUGAUCCUCCAUUUAACCUGAGCAGAGCUUCAGAAACCUCAGUUCUUUGGGGGCAGAGACUGUAUCUCCCAUAUGCUUGAAUAUCACAUGGUGCUAUCAUGAUACAAAUACAAAAAUUAAACACAAUGCUUUAUUUUAUCAUCUCUGGAAGGCUUCAUUGGUGGUUAUGAAAAGUUAUUCUGAAAAAAGGCCAACAUUCUGAAUGGGAGAAGGAAAGAAACAAAGGAUGAUCCUUGUGAUUUUAAAAAAAGAUAAUUGGAAGAUAUUCAGACCGUACACUAUAAGUAUUAUUGUAUAGACUGUGAUUUCUAUCACUCCAUCCCCUCAUUCCUCUUGAUCUACAUGAACAACAUGGUCAGCUGCUUAUUGCAGUCAAAAUGAUAGUAAAGAGCUUGACUAAAGUAGAGAGCAAUUAUAUUGACAAAAAAGUUUUGUUCUUAAAAUCUGUUACAAAUAGGUGAGGUUUUAACAUCAUGUGAGCUCCAUCUGCCAGAAGGUGGAGGGAGAUAAAAAUUUAUCUUCAUAUUUGCAUUUGCCCAUUACCGUUAUACUUGAAAUGGUGCAGUGAGGGGAAGGAGUUUGGUUGAAAAGGAACUGAUGCAAUAUGCACAACAUAUCCUUUCUGGGCAUACACUACAAUAACUCUUAAUUUGGCAAAAUCUGUUUUUAAAUGUGGUACAUUUUGUCCUGCUACACUGUGUGCAUGCCUUUCUGGAAGCAUGCUGGUACUACAGUGAUGAUGACUAUAAAGGUACCUUGAUAGCAGAAUUAACUCUUUCUUCAGGAUUUCUGCAAAUAAGUUUUGCUGGUUUCAAAUUUACUUAAUAUAGUGAAAAAAAUAUAACUGCUAGUGAUCAAAAAUAUAGAAAUAGAGCUCUAACAAAUGUGGAUUAAAGUAUGAUUUCAUUCAUGAAAGACUUAUUCCAUGUUUUUCACCACAAUAUAAAUACAAGUGAAAAAUAUGAAGCGCUUGCAAUUGGAUGAUUAGAAACUCCAGAUCACUUUAAUUCCUUGAUUUUGAAAACCUGCCUCAUCACCAAAUAAACAGUACAUUUGAGGUGGUAGAUUUCUCCCAAAAGCAUCCUUACUUUAUUUUUACAAGACUGAUUGUAAUUGUCCUUGUAGCAACUGUAACACUGUAUCCCAGUUCUUGAAAAUUUACCAGACACCCAUUAGGUGGACAUCUAUACCUACUACAAAAGAUAGAUGUAAAAUAUCAUAGGCAGGGGAACACCACUAGCAAGAAGCCUACUUUUUCUGCCACCCCCAGCUGCUGGGAAUUUCAUAAUGGUGACCAUUAAAAUGGUAGCUGAGCACCUAUACUCAAGGUCCCAGGAUUCCUGUCCUGGUUUGGGGCACCAUCUUUGGUUUAGUCUGUGGCUAUUAAGUGUCUUGUAAGUUUGGAAAGUCCCAUAAAUAAUGUUCAGGUGGAGGGUCAGAUCUUUAGGGUUCUGCUUUUUCCCCCCACCUCCUGGCUGCUAAGGAAUGAACUCUUCACGAUUCUACCUGGCCCCCAGUUUCUAUAUAGUUUCUCCACCUUAAAUAACUCUAUUGCUUACCUUGUUGCUGCUGCUCAUAGUUUUCCUCAGGAAUAGCAGCAUGAAAUUGAUAUGAUGUUUGAAUUUCACUGAGGACAACAGCUUGCUGAACGGAAUCAGUGAAACUGGCCAUAUGAUUGUUAAUUUCACUGUGCUGCUGUUUGGCAAAGAUACAAGCAGCAACAACAGAGGAGCUGGAGCCAACUGGCUGCAGAGCCAAGCAAUCCAGUUUUGUCAUCCUUACAUUUGGAAGAUUUUUUUUGCAACUGUAAAGGCUAGAAAUGUAAUUGGAAAAAAGACAACCUAUAAUUCCACAGAAAUUGGUAUGUUAAGCUCCUUUACUCCCAGGAAGAACUUCCUGCUUGCCAUUAGCGAAAGGAUUUUUCAAGCCCUGUCCUAUGCAAUUUCAGAUUUCAUACAGCACAAAAGAAAUCUGAGCUAAGGCAUCUUGGGAUAGAGCCUAGACCAGGGAUUCUCAAACUUUCUUGCACCGUGACCCCUUCUGACAACAAAAAUUACUACAUGACCCCAGGAAGGGGGACUGAAGUCAGAGCCCCGCCGCCCUGGGCAGGAGGCGGGGAGAGCAAAGUCCAAGCCCCACUAUCCCGGGCAGGGGCCCUGUAACCUGAGCCCUGCCACCCAGGGCUGAAGUCGAAGCCCAAACCCCACUCCCCAGGGCUGAAGUCUUUGGGCUUUAAAGUUCGGGCUUCGGCUUUGGCCCCAGACCCCAGCAAGUCUAAACACCAGCCCUGGUGAUCCCAUUAAAACGGGGUUGCGACCCACAGUUUGAAAACCACUGGUCUAGACUGAGUUCAGUCGAAGGUUUGUCAUCACUUUUUAAAAUCAAAACCAUGAGCUGAAAAUCAUGACAAAACCCAAAUUAAGAAUAAAGCUACCAUCAUUAAACAUGGAAAAGCUAUGUAGUCAAAUGUAUGGAUGUUAGGUCACAUAUAAUAAUUGUUUAAACUGAGUGUAUUCUAUAUUUUUCUAGUUCCCAGUGUAUUGUUUCCUGAGCAUUUAAAAACUAGAAUUUGUAUGCAGUUUUGUACUAUUAAGUACAUAUUUUGCAUGUAGCAGGUUAAUUGUAUGUAUUGGCAACUAGUUAGGAUAGAGUGUAAAAACAGCAAAGAUUGUGUGUGGGGUGGGUAUUUGCUAGAGGCAAAGUUGUCUUGCAAAGUCUAGUUAACAAGAUUUUAUAUUAACUAUUGAAUUCAUACUAUGAAAUGACAAUCCUAAUUUAACAGAUGAUAUAGACUGGAACUGUGCAAUGACCUGUUUAACUGGAUGUAGUCAGUUUGCAUAGCAUUGAAACUAAUUGUGAAUACUUGGUUACAAAGCAUCCCUAAAAUUAAAGUUUUGGUUAAAGUCCCUGUUGCUUUUAUAAUACUGUUUAUUAGAUACACCUCAAGUUUUAAUAUAUGUAUUUGACAAUUCUUGGAAAUUUAACACAAAAUAAUUUUUCUAACUUUUCUCCCUUUUAACAUAUUCAUGGGACAUUGUCAAGUAAAGUUUGGCCUUAAAGUAACAUUGUGCAAAAAGCCAAUUUUUUUCAAAUGAAAUUUAAGACCAACACAAGUGCUUCUAUUUUUAAAUUUUCCAUAGAACCUAUUUAACAAACUUUCCACUACAUUUUUUAAACAUGGUGUUACUCCAUGAGAAAAUUAAACUGAAAUUAACUACAGGUUUCAGAGUAGCAGCCCUGUUAGUCUGUAUCCGCAAAAAGAACAGGAGUACUUGUGGCACCUUAGAGACUAACAAAUUUAUUAGAGCAUAAGCUUUCGUGGACUACAGCCCACUUCUUCGGAUGCAUACAGAGUGGAAUAAAUAUUGAGGAGAAGCUCACCAACAAAGAAAGGUGAAAACUCUUUGUAUGGGGUAAGAAAUUCGAAAGUUAAUAAUUUAAUUGGGGAAGACACACACGAGAUAUUUUAAGUCUGCUUUAAUAGCUUAAGGUGGUGGUAACACUAAGGAUAUUUAUUUUUAAAUGUGCAUUAUAAGGUUGACAUUUUAAGUGGAAUAAGCAAUGUUGAAAGAUGAGUUCAAUUGCAGAACAUUUGUGCAGACUUACCCUUUUAAACUGGAAUUGCUAGAUAGCAAAAUGAAGACAUACCUUAAUGAAAAAAGUUUCUAUGCUACUGCUGUUUCUGAUAAACCAAUAUGGAGGAUCAUUGGGAUGUACACUGCUCAAGCACUCUAGAGGAACAAGCUAAUCUAAUAUUUCCAUGCACGGGCAUGCUUGGUUUUCAGUCUCUGAACAAAUGAGCAGUUCUCACUUCUUCAUAUUACUCCAGCUCUUGCCUAACUGAAGAAGUCUGUUUUCAAUAAAUGUUCUAUAAAACAUCAGUAUAAACUUUUGUUUAGAUGUAUUGUGAUGUGAGAACGUUUUCUGUUUUCGUUGGAGGAGGUUUGCAUCCUGUACCACUGAAAAAUUUGUUAAUGUGUGAUGAAAAUGUAGUUCUUUUUUCACAUCAUAGUCCUAUUCUUAUGGUGCUAUAAUAUAGCCUGAAAUGGCAUUUCAUGUCCUGCCAAAUUUAUGGCACUGUCUGUUACUGGAAGCAGUAGACAGUAGGAAAGUUGGUCAGUAACUUGUCACUACUGUGCAAUGAGAUAACUGUACACUAAAAGAAAGGUCAACAUUUGCCCCAGUAUAAAGCAAUAAUGUAAACUGUGAUGUCAAUAUGUUGAGCACAAGUGUUAGAAUGAUAAUAAAUAAAGAACAAAACAUCCAAACGUU